Pseudo-nitzschia multistriata is the source of this 1099-nucleotide messenger RNA. NCBI's taxonomy places the organism in Eukaryota, Bacillariophyta, Bacillariophyceae, Bacillariales, Bacillariaceae. The record is from the annotation of a GenBank genome assembly.
CACCAAACAAUCAACUACGGAUUUGGCACUCACAUGCUUCCGAGAAGCAGACCGCAUAGAAAAACCACCGCAAACCUCGCUUGUAGUUCGUCUGGAUGCUCUUGGCCGUCUUCCAGUUCUCGCGAAAGCCUUCCGUUAGCAGACAGCCGUGGUCGUCCGGGAGCACCCGGAGGGCCUCCCUCGGGGUCAUGUACUUGAGCCAGCCCACGCUGAAGAAUAUCAGGCUCGAAAAGGUGUUGAGCCCCUGGCUGAUCUGCCCCGUGACCACAAAGUCCGUCUUCAAACUGAUUCGAAUCGCCGCAAUCACCACCAAGAAAAUUGCCUGCGAUCCAAACUGUACCUGCUGAAAGUUCUUGGAGAAUCCGUUCAUUUUAGAUUCUCCCACAUCCCUUGCCAUGUCCGGCAGAUAGGCGUAGAUGCACACAAUCUGCAGCUGGUAAAAGACAAUGGCGACGCACUGCAUGAUCGCCAUUGGAAACCAGGUAGAUUCCACCGUGUAGAUCUGAAUGGCCUGAACGGCAAUCAUCACCGCCGCCGUGGCAAUCCCAAUGGGCUUGCGGUAGGGCGUAAAGUCGACAAAGGCCCCGCAGAUGGGCAUGAACAGACACGAUGCGAGCGCAGAAAUCGAGGCAAUGUUGGUGAUCAGGCUCGCAGGAAGAAAACCGUGCACGCUGGUGGUGCAUGUCUUUCCCAGCUCGCAGCCGGCGGCAGUCGUUGCCAAGAACAGGAGGGACUGCGACAUGAAAAUGUUGGACAUCACCAGCAUGCCCCUUCCCGCUCCCAGGUACGAGUAACCAGCGGCGUCGGGGUUGCCAUCGUACGGGUCGCAGCAUUUCUUGCGGGUUUGUUCGGUGUCCUCCUUGAAAGGAGCAUUGCUCGUGUUCGCUUCGGGCAAAUCCGUCAUGUUUGCUUCGAAAAUACAGUUGUUUCUGCUCUCUCUUGUUUUGUUGUGCCAGUGGUGUUUGCCAAUUGGUAUUGAAACUGAUACCGUAUUGACCGAUUGUUGUUUGUGAAAAAAAACAACCGAGCUUGUGUUUAAAAAUUGUCGACAAAGUGUUCGUACGAUGAGACGUUGAAGAAAUAAGAAAUGACAGAACAC